Messenger RNA from Aspergillus welwitschiae, 1863 nucleotides. Its product is annotated as guanine nucleotide-binding protein subunit alpha. Gene Ontology annotation, biological process: G protein-coupled receptor signaling pathway. Gene Ontology annotation, cellular component: heterotrimeric G-protein complex. NCBI's taxonomy places the organism in Eukaryota, Fungi, Ascomycota, Eurotiomycetes, Eurotiales, Aspergillaceae. The record is from RefSeq and is a predicted model, not a curated record. Gene Ontology annotation, molecular function: G-protein beta/gamma-subunit complex binding; G protein-coupled receptor binding; GTP binding. The coding region runs from base 98 to 1177 and encodes 359 amino acids. The transcript is spliced from 6 exons.
CAAAGAUACAUUUGUCUGUUCCUCGUGCUUGGUAUUACAUUCUGCCUUGGACAACAUCGAGAGUCGCUUGGUGAAGUAAAGCACGUCAAUCUUCAAUAUGGGCUGCAUGAGUUCAAAACCCGUCGACACGGCGGAUAAAGAUGCUGUUCAGCGAAGCGCUAGGAUAGAAAAGGUUCUGAAGAAUGACAAGAAAGUAAUGGACCGAACGAUCAAGAUUCUCCUUCUUGGUGCUGGAGAAUCGGGCAAAUCGACGAUCAUAAAACAAAUGCGAAUCAUACAUUCCGGCGGCUUCCCCGAGGACGAACGACGCCAAACACGAGCUGUCAUCUAUUCAAAUCUUGUUAUCGCCUUCAAAGUUCUACUGGAUAUCAUGCGCGCCGAAAACAUUGAUUUCCAGCUCGAAAAGACAAAGCCGUUAGCCGAAUAUGUAGACAAGCUCGAGCCUGAUGUCGGUUCAGACGAGGCAUUCUCAGAUCUCAAGGUCCGCGAUGCCCUCAGAGACAUGUGGGACGACACGGGUGUUCAGAAAGCUGUUGCUCGGGGCCACGAGUUUGCUCUUCACGAUAACUUGCAUUACUUUUUUGAUUCGCUUGAUCGAAUAUUCACUCCUGGGUGGCUUCCCGACAACCAGGACAUGUUGCAGGCUCGUUUGCGGACAACCGGAAUUACUGAAACUCUCUUUGAACUCGGUCAAAUGAACUUCCGAAUGAUGGACGUCGGUGGACAGCGAUCUGAGCGAAAGAAGUGGAUUCACUGUUUUGAAGGUGUACAAUGCCUUCUAUUCAUGGUUGCUCUAUCUGGUUAUGACCAAUGUCUCGUGGAGGACCAGAAUGCCAACCAAAUGCAUGAGGCAAUGAUGCUGUUCGAAUCCUUGGUCAAUGGCGAAUGGUUUAAGCGCAAACCGAUCAUCUUGUUCUUGAACAAGAUCGAUCUGUUCAAGGGAAAGCUGCAUGUUUCGCCUGUCUCCAACCAUUUCCCUGACUACAAUGGCUCCAACACGGACUUCGAUGCGGCAGCCAGGUACUUUGCAGACCGGUUCCGGGGCAUCAACCGGAUUCCCGAUCGUGAGAUCUAUAUCCAUUACACGAAUGCUACCGAUACGACGUUGUUGAAGGCAACAAUGGAUUCGGUACAAGACAUGAUUAUUCAAAAGAAUCUCCACACCCUCAUACUAUAAGGUUGUGACCUUUGGAACGAUUUGAAUUUUUACGAGCGAGUACGAGGCGUCAGCGAUGCUCAACUUCCGUUCUUCCCCUGCACACGUCAAGCGGUGAAAGCACGCUUGCUUUUCUUCGACUAUUUCUAUUCACUUCACUUUAUCCCUUCUCUUCCUGUACGUUUCUUUCUCCUUGUGGACUCCUCGUCUCAGCUUUUCAUUCCUUUCAAAAGCUUAUAUGUUUUCUCCGGUUCAGCGACGGGUGCAUUUCUUAUAUAAUGCAGAUUGAUACCAUAUACCAUAUGUUGUUUGCGUCCAUGUCUGCGCUUUUUGUCACACCUAACGAGCUCUUUUCCAUUCUCCUGAGCUGAACCUUUCCGUGCCUUUUACGCCUCCCAUGUGCCUUUCCUUUUCUUCUUACCUGUUGACAUAAUGAGCCCCCACCCACCCUAUCAUUUGCUCGUGUCACUUCUGGCAGCUCUCACUUGGAGCUGUAUCUUCUGUAUCCGAUCAUUCAGGCUCUCAUAAGUAUAAUUGCCCAUACUGUAAUUGUUCGGCUCAAGUGAGGUGAGCAUGGAACGAACAGAUACCCAAAUCAAAGCCAAUAUAGUGUCUUAGUUCUUGCAAAAUAGUAGUUGUCACCAAAGAAUCAGUGGGCUCGGCGGUAGUGCCCGUUUAUAUCGACGGCGAUAGGAAAUUAUGCAGGC